This is a messenger RNA of Aspergillus luchuensis, 1347 nucleotides long. Its product is annotated as cytochrome P450. The transcript is spliced from 2 exons. The record is from RefSeq and is a predicted model, not a curated record. NCBI's taxonomy places the organism in Eukaryota, Fungi, Ascomycota, Eurotiomycetes, Eurotiales, Aspergillaceae. The coding region runs from base 1 to 1347 and encodes 448 amino acids. Gene Ontology annotation, molecular function: heme binding; oxidoreductase activity, acting on paired donors, with incorporation or reduction of molecular oxygen; monooxygenase activity.
AUGGAGUUUGGACAUAAGCUGUGUGGCCAUGAAAACCUUCUUGCGGUCCGAAAGUACGAUGAAACGUACCGCCGUCAGCGCAAACUUAUUAAUAGACAACUCGGCACCAAAUCUGACGCCGAGCCAUAUCAUGAUAUGAUGGAAGCAGAAGCUGGUCGAUUUCUUGUCCGAUCUUUGGAGAAGCCGAAAGGUCUCAUGCAACAUCUCAGAACGGCGACAGGUGCGACUAUCCUCAGAUUAACAUAUGGGUAUUGCAUCCAGACCAAUGAAGAAGACCCCUUGGUUGACCUUGUGGAGCGCGUGACGCGCAAUAUCUCGGAUGCGUUUAUGCCCAUGGCUUGGCUUAUUGAUAUCAUACCGGCUGUACAGUGCCUACCAGAUGGUUUCCCAGGCACUGCAUUUAAAGAAACAGCACGACAAUGGAAUAGCUUCAGCCAGGAAGUGGCAGAUAUCCCCUACUCGUUUGUUCGCAACCAGAUGAAAAUUGGGAGUCCCCGACCAUCUUACAUUUCGCGGAUCCUUGAGGAAAGAAGCAGUUCUGGUACUGGAGUUUCAACCUUGAGUCCGCCAGAAGAGGAAGCUGUAAAGUGGUCGGCAGCGACUCUAUACUACGCGGGCUCCGAUACUACCGUCUCAGCGCUAAAAAGCUUUAUCUUAGCCAUGGUUAUGUUCCCUGACGUCCAGCGAAAAGCACAAGAAGAGAUCGACAUGGUGACCGAGUGCAACAGCCUUCCCCAAUUCGAGGAUCGCGAUAAACUGCCAUACCUUGAGGCUGUAAUUAAAGAGGUUUAUCGAUGGUCUGUGGUUGUGCCGAUGGGGUUUCCGCACGUGUUAGAGGAGGAUAUGGUCUAUAACGGAUAUUUCAUACCAAAAGGGACAUACUUAUUGCCUGCAACAUGGUGGUUUUGCCAUGAUCCUGAAGUCUACACAAAUCCAGCAGUCUUUAAUCCAGAUCGGUUCUUAAAGCCUCGCGAUGAACCAGAUCCCAGGGCCGUGAUUUUUGGGUUUGGCCGCAGAAAAUGCCCAGGCAGAUACAUCACCGAAUCGAGCAUCUUCAUAACCAUCGCCCAGACACUUGCUGCGUUUCGUAUCAAAAAUGCUGUGGAUAUCCAAGGAUUCGAGAUACCGGUUGAACUAGAUGUCACACCAUCGCUUAUCAGCCACCCCAAGGAUUUUCUCUACGAUAUCGUGCCAAAGAGUCCAAAGCACGAACAACUCAUUCAGGCUAUUAAUACCGAGCACUCUUACGAGAAGGGCGAUACUUCUCUUCUUGACAAAGCUAGGACUAACAAACUAACAAAUUUACUACGCAGCAGGGCGUGGGAUGGACCACUGGAAUCACUGUAG